Messenger RNA from Galeopterus variegatus (Sunda flying lemur), 1894 nucleotides. It is a transcript of the gene ZXDC, whose product is annotated as ZXD family zinc finger C. Bases 124 to 1734 code for a protein of 536 amino acids. NCBI's taxonomy places the organism in Eukaryota, Metazoa, Chordata, Mammalia, Dermoptera, Cynocephalidae. The transcript is spliced from 9 exons. The record is from RefSeq and is a predicted model, not a curated record. Gene Ontology annotation, molecular function: transcription coregulator activity. Gene Ontology annotation, cellular component: nucleus. Gene Ontology annotation, biological process: regulation of transcription by RNA polymerase II.
GCCUUCGCCACCUCCUACAAGCUCAAGCGGCACUUGCGGUCGCAUGACAAGCUGCGGCCCUUCGGCUGCCCGGCGGACGGCUGCGGCAAGAAGUUCACUACCGUGUACAACCUCAAGGCGCACAUGCGGGGCCACGAGCAGGAGAGCCUGUUCAAGUGCGAGGUGUGCGCCGAGCGCUUCCCCACGCACGCCCGCCUCAGCUCGCACCAGCGCAGCCACUUCGAGCCCGAGCGCCCCUACAAGUGCGACUUCCCCGGCUGUGAGAAGACAUUCAUCACAGUGAGUGCCCUGUUUUCCCAUAACCGAGCCCACUUCAGGGAGCAAGAGCUCUUUUCUUGCUCCUUUCCUGGAUGCAGCAAGCAAUAUGACAAAGCCUGCCGACUGAAAAUUCACCUGAGAAGUCAUACAGGUGAAAGACCGUUUAUUUGUGACUCUGACAGUUGUGGCUGGACCUUCACCAGCAUGUCCAAACUUCUAAGGCACAAAAGGAAACACGAUGAUGACCGGAGGUUUACCUGCCCUGUGGAAGGCUGUGGGAAGUCAUUCACGAGAGCAGAGCAUCUGAAAGGCCACAGCAUAACCCACCUAGGGACCAAGCCCUUCGAAUGUCCCGUGGAAGAUCUCUUACCUCAGCUAGAAGUUCCAGGUUCUCUUACGCCCAGCAGUGAACUCAGCAGCCCGGGCCAAAGUGAGCUCUCUAACAUAGAUCUAGCAGCGCUCUUUGCUGAUGCCCCUGCUAACGGUACUAGUUCUGCAGGCGGGUCGGAUGAGGCUCUGAACUCUGGAAUCCUGACUAUCGAUGUCAAUUCUGUGAGCUCCUCCCUUGGAGGGACCCUCCCUGCUAAUAAUAGCUCCUUAGGGCCGAUGGAGCCCCUGGUCCUGGUGGCCCACAGUGAUAUUCCUCCGAGUCUGGACAGCCCUCUAAUCCUUGGGACAGCAGCCACAGUCCUCCAUCCGGGCAGCUUCAGUGUGGAGGACGUGCAGACUGUAAGUGCAGGUGCAUUAGGCUGUCUGGUGGCUCUGCCUGUGAAGAACUUGGCUCAAGACACCCCACCUUUGACCUCCAGCAGUGACUUCUCAGCGUACGUCACCACACCGACCUCUUCAAGCACCCCCCAAGAAAAUGCCAGUGUCCCAGAACUGCUGACUUCAAUCAAGGUGGAGCCGGACUCGCCUCCUUUUCCCGAUGCAGUUGGGCAGCAGGAAGGGUCUGUGUGCUCCAGCCCAGCAGAGAGACAUGGUGCUCAGCAGGACACAGAGCUCAGGGCAUGCUCCGGAACCUUCUAUUUGGAAAGUGGGGGCUCAGCAAGAACUGAUUACCGAGCCAUUCAACUAGCCAAGAAAAAAAAGCAGAAAGGAACUGGGAGCAACGCAGGAGCCUCGGGGUCUACUCAAGGAACAAUAAAAAGUGGCACAAUCAGUCCUCCUCACUUCCACACCAGCCAGAGCAGUAGGCUGUGCAGGAACCUCGUGGUGCCCAGUGGAGGCCUGCCAGGGCCAGCUGCAGCAGCAGGGGCACGGUGCGUGCACGUCCCCUUACUGCAGGAUGACCCCUCAGGUGAAGGAGUCUUGCCCUUAGCCCUCAACCUGCAGCCUUCCACCUUGCACCCCUUCUUCGCAGUGGAUCUGCCCGUCUACGUGCUCCAGGAGGUACUUCCCGCAGCUGGAGGCACUGCUGGGCCUGAGGCUGCACAGUUCCCAGGAAGCAACGUCAACCUUCAGGACCUUCAGUGACAGCAUCCCAGGCCACGAGAGGCCUGAGGGCUACGUUCCAGGCUGGCUUUCUUGGACUCAGAGGAUGUGGUUUGUGGGCCUGAGGAGACUUCACUUGGUUUGUGCUCAGAAGUUUUGCCUAGUUCUUUAGAGACUUGGGCACAUUUGUUGAAAAUGUUUU